ACUAAUGAUCGCGCCCCAAUGCCAGCUGCUUCAACUACAAUGGAGGCAUCCUAUUUGAUGGGCAAACAAGGAAGGAAGAGUCUGCUGCUCAUAAGCUUUACUAGAAUGGUAUGUCAUUUUUACUUUUUUAGUCCUUGAUGGAGUUUGUUAUGACUUAUGUGAAAAUAUAAUACAACUUGGUGAACUGCACACAUCUUUUUAGAUUGCUCUAUCAUGACUUAUUCGCUUCCGUUGUUUUUUUUUUUUUUUUUUUUUUGUAUUGAUUUGAAUUGCUUGUCCUUGUGCCGAGGGUCUACGGCAAAAUAAUAUCUCUACCUCCCAUUUGAAUGUUUUUGUCCACUCUAUUUUUUUCAUAUAUUGAACCCGCUUAUUGAAAAUCCUGGGCCCGCCACUGAUUGCUGGUCUUCUUUCUUAAGAAUAGAACUUUGAUGUAGAUGUUGAGAUCUCAGUAUGCUCAAAUUAACUUAAAAGUCAGUCUUUACUUCAUAUCAGUGAGUGUCUAAUUGAUUUGCUAACUCAGUUGGUGUUCUACUUUAGUUUGGCUAGAGUCCUCUGAAAGAACUUCCUUUUAAACCAUUACUGUAUCUGAUUUAAGCUAUUGGGCUGUGCAUUUGACCUUCAUUUGCGUGUUUUCUGAGAAAAACAUAUAUUUGUAAUCUUGUGUUCUUAAAUUCAAAGGCUCCAAUGUAACUUCAGUUUAAAUGAUCAUGCCCCAUACGAAACCAUGUUUGCCUAUCUCUUAAGAUUAAAAACAGCUCAUGUUUGUUUAGUUUCGGAAGUUUUUUUUUCUCUGUAUUAAGUAUGGUAUAAGAAGAUGUGCUUGCCUACAUGUAAGAUACCUUCUUUACUGCAUUCCUAAACUAGUUUGAACUGUGUGGUUUUGGAUUCAAAGAACUGAUAAGAUCGUUUAUUCAUCAUCUUUAACUUUAACUCAAUUUAUCUUCGAACUCAUUGUGUGUUAUAUUUAAACUUGACUGCUUGAUUCGUGGUUGCAUUGUGCUAUUCGUUGCUGCAUUUUUUUUUUUAACUAUUUGCUACUGCAUUUCGUUUGCUCUUUGCUACUGCAUUUCUUUGCCAUCUGCUACUGCAUUUUUAGGCCAUUUCGCUGGUGUAUUUGGGCCCAUAAGCUGCUGUUUUGCUGAUUACUUUAUUUGUUGCAUUAUGGGCUAACUUGUGGUUUCAUUUCGACUAAAAUAGCUACUCCAUAUCGUGUUAUGUCUUCUGCUGAUAUGAAUAGCCCUUAUAUUUAAGUUGCCAUUAAUCAUAGUAAUUCCUAUUAGUUAACUUAUAUAGGUUCGCUAAUCUUUUCCUUCUCUUUAUUUAUGCAUAAACUCGCCCGAAACGAGUCCAAUGGACUCCCUUCCCGACAUAACAUUCGACCUCCUCGAGUCAGCCCCAUCCUUAUUAUCUAGAUGAUCACAAAAUGGCAAGAGUGGGCAGUUUCCCAAGCAAUAUGCAGCAACAGUCCCGCAGCUCCAAAUAUGAAGAGCAGCACAAAAUGGGUCAGGCCCAUCUAAUUACUUUUUCUCUACUCUACUUCAUUUCCUUUGUGUAUUUUGGUUGUAUUACAUGACUAACAUUUUACUUUGUUCUUAUUUUCUAACCAGAGAAUCCCCUAAGCGGAAUGUGAAUCUUAGUUGCCAAAAAUUGAAUGCAUCUCAUGAUGAAUUUUUAUCACCUGCAAUUGUACAAAGACCAAAAUACAAUAGUUUUCUUGGAACUUCUUAAAGAAGAAAAUAAUUUUUUUAAAAAAAUGAUUUUAGACAUCAAAUGUAUCACAUGGUAGCAGAUGCGUGGUUUUUUUUUUUUUUUUUUUUUUUUUGUUUUUUUUUUUUUAAGUCUUGUUAGAGUUUCAAAGUUGGGGUUAAGACUCUAGGUGUGUUUUCAAAGGCCAAUGAGUGGAUAUUACUUUCUUUUAAACUUAAGCUAUUUAAACGAAGGUUUCAGUUCAGUUUUCUUUUUCUUCAAAAACGUAGAAAAAAUGGAAUUUCAAUGGUUAAUGAUAAAGCUUAGUUUGAAAUCCAUAACUUGUUCAAAAUAACUUAAAAGUUCAGUCGUAUCUUUCGGGUUGGGACAAGUGAAUCCAUUAACUGAAUGAGAAGUUGAAUUAUAUUUAUAACUUAAAGUCUUAAUGAGCCGGAUACACUUUGAAGAGAUUUAUUCCUUCAUAAUUAGCUAAAUUAUAGACUUAAUUAAUUAAUUGAUUUGAAGAUGUAAUUGAAAUGCUAAAAAUAAUUUUCAAAAGUAAAACAUCCCUAAAGCUCAUUUUUCUAAUAAAAUACACUUCUUUUUUCUAAUUAAUUAGUCAUGAGUAUGCCUCUUUCAAACCUUGUACAUAUGAAUCUUAAUCACAUUUUUUACAAAUAAGUUAUACAAAUUUUUUGUCAUAAAAUGUUAGAUCUGUACGUAAAUCGCAUUGGGUGGAUCCUUAAUACUGAGGUGCUUAACACUUUUCUUGAGGGUCACCAGAACCCUUACCCGUUCUCUGAAUUUUUUUAAAGGUUUUCAAAAAUUAACUUUUAAAUUGGUUUCCUAAUUCUCAUUCAAUAAAUCAAGUGGCGACUCUGUUUGUGGACCGUAACAAUAAUGAUAGCAAUUGAAAAGAUAUACGCGUGGGCUACAUUUUUUUGUACAAAAACGUUAUAGGUGUAGUAUUUAUUUGAAGGGUAAAAAAGGCAUUCAACUUUUCAAGGGCAAUUUGGUAUUUUAAAUUUUCACUUUGGGCUUCCCCCUUUAUUAUUAUAUAUUAUUAUUAUUAUUGAUUCAUAUCUACUAUUGAAGUUUUAGUGAAAAGGUAUAAUAGAGGAGUUUGGGCAGAAAGGAGAGGAACUUGAAGACAGCUUAAAUCAAAGAAAAUAGUAGAGAAAAUGAUGCAUACCCAGAGAAGAAAAGCCCUUAGCAAUUCUCAGCUAUAUCAAGUCAGUGUCUUCACAAGGCUUGACAAUGAUGUCCUUAAUUAUUGAUGCAAGACUUCAAGUCUUUCCGUUGACAAGAAGAUUCCCUCACAGCCCUUAACAUACGUUUCUACAACUUUUCCACAUCCACUAUACUUUUAAACACAAGUGCAGAACAACUGAGUUCAUAUCUAGUCUUCCUCUUCUUCAGAUAGGAGGAUUUAAUAUGGCUUUCACUUCUUUUAUAUGCUUUCUUCUGAUCUCUUACUUAGUUCAGGCAAAGGGCAGUAGUAAUUCAACUUGUCCAAAGUCCUUUUCAUGUGGAAAUCUUACUGAUCUGAGCUUUCCUUUCUCUCUUUCAACACAACCGGACUGUGGAAUACUGCCCAUUUCUGGUUGUGAUGCUAAACCAUAUCCAAGAAUCCAACUGCUUCCUGGAGGAGAUUUGUACUAUGCUUUAGGCAAUCCAUUUAAUUAUACAGUUGAGCUCAGGGAUCCUAAGCUUCAUGCCGAGUUGAGGCAACACAAUUGCCAGGCUUUUAACAAAAAUAUCUCCCUUCCAGACUCUCCUUCUAUUUCUUUCAAACUCAUGCCCCCGUUUGGAGACUUCUUCAAAUGCAACAGCACUAGUAGCAGCACCCCAAACAAUACCCAGAAGAACUAUCAUUUUGCUGGUUAUAAAGUGUACAAUGGCUGUAAAGGCUUUAGCAUAAACUACAAGCCUGCCGGAAGUGAUGAUAAAGGCAAUCUUCCUGCCAGCUGUUCACUUAUCAAAUUGCCAAUUGACUCAAUAUCAGAUGAUGGUGAUGUGUUCAAAACGUUAAGUGCCCUUCUUUUAGUAGAAUGGAAACUGUCUGAGGAAUGUUACCAAUGUCACUAUAGCGGAUGUCAAUGCAAAACUGAUGAAGCCAACAUAUUUCGGUGUACACAUCCAAAUAGUCCACAUGCUCAAGGUCAUCAAGAAAAUAAUCCACAUGCUCAAGAUGCAAAAACGACUAGAAGAAAGUUCGGACUGACUCUGGCAGCAGGUGCAAGUUUGUUUAUUGUUGGACUGUUGGUUUUACUCCUAUGCUUCAGGAAAAAAGUUUUGUGGUACAAAUACCUAAGGUUUUGGGAAUCUAAUGCUGAGGAUCACCAAAAAGUUGAAGCAUUUUUAAAGAACUAUGGGUCAUAUGCUCCAAAGAGAUACAACUAUUCAGAAGUCAACAAAAUCACAGGUUGUUUCAAAAACAAACUAGGUCAAGGAGGAUAUGGUUAUGUGUACAAAGGAAGUCUGAGUAAUGGAAAUCAUGUGGCUGUGAAGGUCCUGAAUAAGCAAAAAGACAGUUGUGACGAUUUCAUUAACGAGGUGGCAAGUAUUAGCAGGACAUCACAUGUUAACAUUGUGAGCCUUGUGGGAUUUUGCUUUGAGGGACGCAAAAGAGAUCUCGUGUAUGAAUUCGUGCCAAAUGGAUCUCUUGAAAAGUUUAUCUAUGAGGAAAGAUCAGACAGAGUUCGCCAGUUGGAUUGGCCAAUAUUGUACCAAAUUGCACUAGGCAUUGCUCGAGGAUUGGAGUACUUGCAUCGUGGUUGUACCACUCGGAUUUUGCAUUUUGAUAUAAAGCCUCAUAAUAUACUGCUUGAUGAAGAUUUUUGUCCUAAGAUCUCCGACUUUGGUCUUGCCAAACUGUGCGUGAAAAAGGAGAGCAUUGUGUCAAUGUUAGGUGCACGAGGGACUAUUGGUUAUAUUGCUCCAGAAAUUGUUUGUAGAAACUUGGGAGGUGUCUCUCACAAGUCUGACGUCUAUAGCUACGGAAUGAUGGUAUUAGAAAUGGUUGGAGGAAGAAAAAAUGUUGAUGUGGGAGUUGAACGCACGAGUGAAAUCUACUUUCCACAUUGGCUCUAUCGACGAAUUGAGCUAGAUGAAGAGCUUCAAUUAAUCGGGAUAAUGAAUGAAGAGGAUAAAGAAUGUGCAAGAAAGAUGGUGAUGGUGAGCUUAUGGUGCAUACAGACUGAUCCCUCAAAUCGACCAUCCAUGAGCAAGGUUGUGGAAAUGUUAGAAGGAAACCAAAACUCUAUGCAAAUUCCUCCCAAGCCUUACCUAUAUUCUCCCUCAAGAUCAGAGGUAGAUUCAUCGGUAGUAGAACUGGCCUAGUCUUUAUUUGUUGAUCUGUCAGUUGUUAUUUGUGUAGUCUUAUUUUGUAAUGAACUUUUGGCAAAAGCCGUAUUGUUGCC
Messenger RNA from Lycium barbarum (goji berry), 5108 nucleotides. Its product is annotated as rust resistance kinase Lr10-like. NCBI's taxonomy places the organism in Eukaryota, Viridiplantae, Streptophyta, Magnoliopsida, Solanales, Solanaceae. Gene Ontology annotation, molecular function: protein kinase activity; ATP binding. The transcript is spliced from 3 exons. Gene Ontology annotation, biological process: protein phosphorylation. The coding region runs from base 3121 to 5028 and encodes 635 amino acids. The record is from RefSeq and is a predicted model, not a curated record.